Messenger RNA from Arachis duranensis, 1215 nucleotides. RefSeq lists its product as uncharacterized. Gene Ontology annotation, cellular component: membrane. NCBI's taxonomy places the organism in Eukaryota, Viridiplantae, Streptophyta, Magnoliopsida, Fabales, Fabaceae. The transcript is spliced from 6 exons. The coding region runs from base 237 to 773 and encodes 178 amino acids. The record is from RefSeq and is a predicted model, not a curated record. Gene Ontology annotation, biological process: vesicle-mediated transport.
CAGAUUACUCCACACUCCAAAGUUUUCUCAAAGGGAAAAAAAUACGAUGAGGAGAGAAAGGUCUUCGUCCACAUGAGCUUAGUUUCAGUGAAGUGGUGUGGUUGCGAUGUCUCCAUCGAACGAACCUCCGAAACGAAUUUCUGAAAAUUGAAGCAAUUUAAAGUGCCUCAGCAACCGUGUGGUGUAUUUUCCUUUUGUUUCUCGAGAAAGUGUGUUAGAUAGAGGAAGAGAACACGAUGGAAACGAUGAACAGAGCCUUCGAGAAAGUGAAGAUCAUGGUAGGAAUGGAAGUCGAAGACGAAGAGCAGCGAGCUACUGCAUUGGACGACAGCAGCUCUUACGCAUUCAUGGACGAAUUCAACCGCAACUGCACCUUGUCCACCAAACAGAGGUUAUAUGGUUUUGCAAUAUGCUUUUCGGCUGGAUUAACUUUUACACUAUUGUCAAUGCUUGUUUUUCUCAAACCAAUCAAGUUUGCGGUAGCAUUCACUCUUGGCAAUUUGCUUUCACUUGGAAGCACAGCCUUCCUCAUUGGUCCUAAACGGCAAUUCACAAUGAUGCUUGAUCCUGUUCGUAUCUAUGCCACAGCCAUAUACAUUGCAAGUAUGAUCAUUGCUUUGUUCUGUGCUCUAUAUGUUCAUAACAAGUUGCUAACACUUCUGGCAAUUAUUUUGGAGUUUGGAGCACUGAUUUGGUAUAGCUUGAGCUACAUCCCUUUUGCUAGAUCCAUGGUUUCUAAAAUCAUGGUUUCAUGCUUCGAUACUGAGUUUUAGAUCUUACACUGAAGACACAAUAGCCUUGUCAAAUGAAUCGCAUUGAACCCCUUUCAAUAUAUUUGUUAUCCAAAGGAAAGGGAUUUUGGCUGCUGAACUGAGAGUCUGAAAUACAAUGAAUGGAUUGGUGAUUCUGAAUUGCUUGCACCUCCAUGGAGGAUUAGGUUCCACUUGAAAGUAACAAGCAAAAUCAUGUGCAUUUGUCGUGUAUUGUGUAUGGGCUAAUAUAAAGAUUUCGUUUAUCCCAACUUUGCCCUCUCCUGACUGUUUUAUCCCCAAUUUCAUGUUCGAACUUGAGGGAAAACCAUGUUUCAGUGUGCAACCUUUUAUUCGAAAGUUAAAAAGGAGAGAUGUAUUUUAGAGGCCUCAUAUACCACAAUUUUGUUCGUAAUAGCUGACGCUUGAGAAUCUUGAAUAUAUGUUUUGCAUUUUCAUGCAUGCA